Messenger RNA from Leptosia nina, 1503 nucleotides. NCBI's taxonomy places the organism in Eukaryota, Metazoa, Arthropoda, Insecta, Lepidoptera, Pieridae. The record is from the annotation of a GenBank genome assembly.
AUGAAUGGAACACAGAAGGCCAAAAAGUGGUUUAAACCCUUAUUUGAAUUUGAUGAAACUGAACCUGUAAAGAAAAUUAAGAAGAAUAUACCCAAAGCCAAUGAAUCUCAAAAGGAAAGAGUACAGGUUUCUAGUUAUCAAAACAACAACACAAUAAGUAAUGCAAGCUGUAAAAGUUGGAUAAAAAAUUUUGAUCCAGUUAAUGUUGAAGAUCUUGCUGUGCAUAAUAAAAAAGUUCAAGAGGUGGAGGGAUGGGUAAAAUGUGCAUGUAUGAGCAAUUUUAGUGAUAUACUAUUGCUGUCAGGUCCAGUUGGGUCUGGUAAAACGGCCACAGUCUAUACUUUAGCCACAAAACAUGGCAUCAAAGUAACUGAAUGGAUAACACCUCUUGACAUUGAAAUGCCUUCUGAAUAUGGUGAUUAUCAAAUUAGGGAAUCUCAAUCGAAAAAGUUCUUGGAUUUUAUUAUAAAUGCAGCAAACUUCACUUCUCUAUUAGAUAACAAUAAUAAAAAAUUAGUGCUGGUAGAAGAUUUUCCAAAUGUAUUCUUACGGACUCCAACAGAAUUCACUGAUAUCCUUUUGCAGUACAAACAUAGAGCCAAAAGUCCAAUUGUAUUUAUUUGCUCUGAAACGCACACAGAUAACAAGAAUUCAGCAUUCCACCUCUUUACUCCUGCCUUGAAGGAACAGUUUAAUAUAUCUCACAUAACGUUUAACAGUAUAUCCACAACAGGUCUAAAGUGCGCAUUAAAACGCGCUGUUGAUAUAAUUAGUAAAAAAUUCACUUCCAUGUACAACAUUCCGAGUCCAGCUUUGGUGGACUCAGUAGUCAAUUCAUCUGGUGGUGAUGUUAGGUCUGCUAUACUGAAUCUACAUUUUGCAUCAUUAAAAGGAUCACAAAUGGAUAUGGAAACAAGUGUGAUACAAGAGAAAGAAGUAAAAAGUAAUAAAUCUAAACGAAAAAAGAAUCCAUCUAGUAAAUUUAUGUCAUUAGGAAAGGAUCAAACUGUCAGUAUUUUACAUGGCGUAGGCCGAGUUUUAAAUCCAAAAACUGCAACUUCUGAAGAUGGCAAGACACAUUUAACUCAUUCCCCAAAAGAUGUGAUAGAACAAUUUCUCAGUCAUCCAAGUUCAUUUAUUUCGUUUUUGGAAGAGAACUAUCUUUCUCAUUUUUCGUGUCCUAGUGACGUGGAAAUGGCAGCAUCAGCACUAAGUGACGGGGACUACAUGUUAGCUGAGUGGCGGGAAAAGACAUGUCAAGAAUAUGGGCUAUAUACAGCUGUUGCCGGUCUAAUGGUUGCUAAUAAAGCUCCUAUAUCAGCUUGGAAUCCUGUCCGUGGCCCUAAAAAUAUGAGAAUUCAAUAUCCGUCCCUCAAGGAAAUGCCACAACUAGACAAAGAUUACUUAUAUAAAGGAAAAGUAUUGGUGGCAGACUAUUCAACUUAUUGUAAAAUUAUUGGACAUAAAAUAGAAAAUUCUCCAAGUGUACUGUUAAUUGAUUAG